AUGACCUCCAUAGUCUGUGUCAAUUAUACCACUGGGUUUGGUGGUAAAUAUGGUGUACAGAAGGAUAGAGUAGAUAAAGCAGCGGUUGGUUACGACUAUCAGAGCAAGUUGCAGAAGCAUGAAUCACAACAAGAUCACUCCAAAGGAUUUGGUGGUAAAUUCGGUGUACAAACUGACAGGGUGGACAAGUCAGCUGUUGGCUGGGAUCACAAGGAAAAAAGUGCAAAACAUGAUUCUCAAAAAGAUUAUUCCAAGGGUUUUGGUGGCAAGUAUGGAGUGCAGGAUGACAGGAAGGAUACUGCAGCUGUCGGAUGGGAGUAUCAACCAUCACUGCAAAAACACGAAUCUCAGAAAGAUUACUCCACUGGUUUCGGUGGUAAGUACGGUGUACAGACUGACAGAAUGGACCAAUCAGCCAAACGUUACGAAGAUACCACUAAAACUGAACUGCAUCCCUCCCAGGUCGAUAUGAGCAAAGGAUUUGGUGGUAAGUUUGGUGUGGAUGAAAGGAAGGACGCAUCGGCCGGUAGUUUUGAUGAUAUGGAGGAGGUGAAGGGAACAAAUUACAAAAGAACAAGACCACAGGGAGCAUCUGGUGCAGCUGGUAGUUUGAAAUCAAAAUUCGAAAACCUUGCACAUCAAGAAGAAGAGGUAAGCAGAAUUAAUGAAGAAGUUCAUCGAGAUGGCUCUGUUAACUCUCGUUUACCAUAUGCAUCAUUUCCAAUUAUUAAAAAAUCUUUUGACGAACCAGAAGACGAUACUUAUGCAGAGGUUGGGGAAGUACCCUCAAAUACUGGACCAACAGCUGUAGCAGUGUAUGACUAUCAAGCCGCGGAUGAAGAUGAGAUUUCAUUUGAUCCGGAUGAUAUCAUCACAAAUAUUGAACAGAUUGAUGCAGGAUGGUGGAGGGGUACAUGCCAUGGGAAAAAUGGCCUCUUUCCAGCGAAUUAUGUUGAAUUACGAGAUUAAAGACAAUAUUUAUACAUUAUGUAUAGAAUUUGUAUUUUGCUUUAAUUGGAAUUAUCAAUCCUAAAUUGUGGGUAGUGUCAACCUUGUCUGUAAAAGAGAACCAGGUAAUCUGUAAUUUUUAUCCACAUAUGCUACAUGAGCCUGGGAACAAUUCUGAUCAGUAUGGUUUAGCGGGCUUGGUAAUCUGAAUUAUACUCUUUGUCAUCAUGUAUUUUUCCAACAUGAGCCAGGGAAUCUGAAUAAGCUAUCAUUUCUAUAUUUGUUGACUAUGUGCCACCCGUUUUGUAUUGUCAUUUAUUUUAGUACAAAAUCCCCAAUUUUCAGUGGUUU
Molecule: messenger RNA, 1299 nt
Organism: Saccoglossus kowalevskii
Lineage: Eukaryota; Metazoa; Hemichordata; Enteropneusta; Harrimaniidae
Product: src substrate cortactin-like
Biological process (GO): regulation of actin filament polymerization; cell migration
Cellular component (GO): actin filament; site of polarized growth; cortical actin cytoskeleton
Molecular function (GO): actin filament binding
Source: RefSeq, a predicted model, not a curated record